Molecule: messenger RNA, 7695 nt
Organism: Rosa chinensis
Lineage: Eukaryota; Viridiplantae; Streptophyta; Magnoliopsida; Rosales; Rosaceae
Exons: 16
Coding region: 287-7339 (2350 amino acids)
Source: RefSeq, a predicted model, not a curated record
GAAAACAACAAAAAAAGGCCACAGUUUCUUUACUCACACACACAGAAAAUAUCACUUCGUGUUCGUCAGUACAUUUGAUUUCGCCGGAACCCUAAUUCGAUCCGCCGGAAACUCCAACACUCCGGUGAGGGGGGUGAGAGAGAGGGAGAGAGACUGAGUUUUAGGGUUUGGUUUUGCAGAUGAGCGCACGAUUGGGGAGCAGCUGAGAGAUCAACCGGGCCGGAUUUCGUCACCGGAUGGAGGGAGGUAGCGUCUCUACACUUCUUACUUCUUCUGGGAUUCACCCAUGGAGUAUGAUGACAAUGAUUUUCAAAGCCAGAAUCUUCAAUUAGCUGGUGAAGGGAGCACCAAUUGUCCUCCAGUUUUACAGCCAUAUGGUCUUCCCAAAUUUGAUUUUGAUGACAGCCUUCAGGGGCAUUUGAGGUUUGAUAGUUUGGUUGAAACUGAGGUUUUUCUUGGCAUUGAGAGUAGCGAAGCUAACAACUGGAUUGAGGAUUUCUCUCGUGGGAGUAGUGGGAUAGAGUUUAGUUCAAGUGCAGUAGAAUCGUGCUCUAUAUCAAGGCGGAACAAUGUUUGGUCUGAGGCCACGUCCUCAGAAUCUGUGGAAAUGCUAUUAAAAUCUGUUGGGCAGGAAGAAAUAAUUCCCGCUCAGACUAUCUUGGAGGAAUCAGAUGCCUGUAAGGAAGUGGGUUGCAUAAAACAGAUGGAUACUAAUUUGAAGAAUGAUGAUAACAUUCUCACUGAAACAGGGGAUGUUAGAGAUCUACAUUCUACUUUACUGCUAGAUGAAACUGCCGGAAACCUUUCUGGCUUAGAUAAUGUUGGAGAUCAGCCUCGGCUUGAGGAUGCUUCACAAACUCAGGAAGUUGAAUUACCAGUUGAUGGAAAUUCAAGUGUUUUGGAUCCAAAUUCUGUCAGUGAUCGGGAUAGGCUGCCUGUAACUACAGGGAGCCUGACUGAUGAUAAAGGCAAGGAUGUGAAUAAUAUGGAAUUUGAUAAUUUAGUUGAUUAUCCUCCAGAUAAAAAAAUGCAUGAAAAUUCAUCUGCUUCAGAGAUGCAAGUUGAUAAUAUGAUGACUUCUGUGCGAAGUAUUAUUACAAGCAGUGAUGAGUUGAAUAAUCAAGAUGUUCCACAUCAUAUAGUGGAUAUUACUGAAGAGAAUCCAGGCAGUCAUGAUGUGGCAAGCAUAGAUAUUCAAUGUAGGAAUGAUUUGGACAAACCUCAUUGUUUAGCUUCAGAGGUGGAGUCUGGAAAAAAAGAAAUUGCAAAUGAAGAUACUGUUAUUGAUGUGCAGGAAGCGUCUAAAAUUAUGCUGCAAGGGGAUUCUAUUUUACAUACAAUGGGUGGAUGCAGUGAUAAGGAAUGUCCUGGAGUUCUUACUGAGACCAAUAAAUGUGAAGAUCUGGUACUGUCUAAGGACCCUGAUGUUGGUGGUGAUCAAUCCACAAUGACCUACACAAAUGAUGCUGGGUAUGGAAUUGAGGUUAGGAACAACCUUGGCGAAAUUUCUUCCAGUCUAGAUCCUAUUCUGAAAGGGGAAUCUGAUUUACAGACAGUGGACAGAUGCACUGACAGGGAAUGCCCUGAAGUUCUUGAUGACACCAACAAAUGUGAAGAUGUUGUUAUCUCUUUUAAAGACACAGAUACUGGUGGUGUUCCAGCUAAGUCUGACAAAAAUGACAGUGGUUAUGGCACUGAGGAUCAGAACAGCAAUACUGGAGUUUUGUCUGGUCUAGAUCCUACCCUCAAAGGGGAUUCUAACUUGUGUACAAUGGAUGUAUGUACUGUCAAGGAAUCCCCUGAAGUUCCUUCUGUCUCGUUGAAAGCUACAGACACUGGUGGUGAUCAAUCUAAAUUACACACACCUGACUUAUCACCAAAUGGGAAUGACACCGGGCAUGCAGUUGAACUUGGCAACAGUGUUUCUGCCUGUGCAAGCCCUACCUUGAGGACGGAUAAUGAUUUACAUACAGUGGAUGCAAGUAGUGACAGGAAAUGCCUUGAUGUUCAUGUGGAGACCACUAAAUGUGAAGACAUAGUGUUGUCCAAAGGCACAGAUACUACCGGUGAUCAAUCUAACAUAAGCCCACAUGUUUUAUCACCUGUAGCCUACAAAAGUGAUACUGUGUAUGCAGAUGAGGUCGGGAACAGCAAUUCUGGAUUUUCGUCCAGUCUAGACUCUAGAUUGAAGGUGAAUUCUGGAAAGAGCACCGAGGAGGAUGCAUUAAAAAGUGGUGGCCAACCCAUUGAUAGUGAGAUUUUGGUCAGAAAGUCUGAGGCUUCUAUGGCAGUCAUUGAGGAAACUGAGGUUUUCAAAGGCAGAGGUGAUGAGAAUCCGGAAGUUCAUUCUAAUUUGACUCCAACAUGCUCUUCAGCCGAAAUGCCUAGUGAAGUGCAUGUGACUGGAGCUUCUAAAAGUCUCCAUGAUGCUUUUGGAGUUUCUGCUGAGGAAUUAAAUGAAGAAAGCCAUGUGUCACCUUCUAAUCUGAAGGAGUCUACAGAAAGGUGUUCUGAAAAUGAAGUUUGCAAAGAAGGUAUAUCUGGUAAAUGUGACCAGGAUCUCUCUUACAGUGAAAAGGAUACUACAAAUUUACCUGUUGAAUCUAAUAGUAUGGAUUUGGAGUUUGUUGGAUCUGCUGGUAAGGGAGAUGAGUCCUCAUCUUUGUGUGAAGAUUCUGCAGAAAAAGAGUUGAUUGUUCCAACACUAAAACAUGAUGUUGAUGGCAAUGCAUCAGUGGCUGAUGUUCCCUUGGAAAGUUGUGAUCUGGCUUCUUGCGGCACAAGGGAUGUUGUUCCCUUGUCUUCUGAGAAUGGUGCAACCACACAUAUUCAUAACGUAUCAGUGGUUCCUGCAGCACCUUCUCCUGCUAUGGGAUCACACUCGGACAAUAAAGGAGAAACUGCAAUCGAAAUAUCCAAAGAUACAAGUGUAUCAGGUACAGUGUCAUCACCCAUGGUAGAAUCUGGACCAGGCCCUGUUUGUGAAGCUGAAAAAGGUGCUUCUUGUGAUACUGCUGGACAACUGUUAUGCAAUACGCUUGAUCAGUCUCUGCCAAUUUCAGUUAGUUGCAAUACUGAAAACCAAAGUGAACCUGGAACAGCAGUUGCUAUUGAAAUUAGCAAGAGAAGCACAACGGAUAUGGAAGUAAAACGAGGUGAUGAUGCUGAAGCUCAAGAUGGAGCAACAACAGAAAACAAAUCUACCACAGAAGACAAAUCUGAAAAGGCAUCAGCGAAUGUAACAGGUGAUGCUUUUGGAAAUUUUGAAGGUCCAAUGCUUUCUACUUGUUCGCCCGAAUCUUGUUCUAAGUCUGCUGAUCCCUACCAGCCUGGUUGUGAUUCUCCCAAAGUUUUUGGAACAACUGAGAUUCCUGAGACUAAACAUGAAAAAGGCAAUAUCAAGGAGUCGACAAAUCAGAAUGCCGCAGAUACUAACGUAGUUGGGGAUGGCGGCAAACAUUCUUCUAAUUCCUCGAAUCCAACUGGAAAUGAUGUCCCCAAAGAUCAGGGAUAUGGCACCUCAGAUAUCACUUCCUUUGCAGAUUUGCCUAUAGGGGUUGCUGCCAACAGCUCGCAGCCCUUUCCUGCUAUUUCAGCUCCCAAAAUUGUAGAUGGGUCUCAAACAAAUUCUGCCUCAGGCCAGAUGGAUGCAAAGAUCUCGCAAGAAAUUUCUCGUGGAGGUGAUGGAGAGAUUGCUGGUGGUGGUUCUAAAGGUACCACAGAACGGAAAAGAAGGCGAGCAUCUAGUAAGGGAACAGGUAAAGAGAGUGCUAAGAAGGGAACUGUGAAAGCGACAACUCCUAUGAGACAAGCAGACAGAGGAGACAAAUCUAGCAGUGUGCCCCUGGGGAAAUCUGGAAUUUUUCAGUUUGCGCAUCCAAGUGACAUACAGUACUUCGGGCUUGUGGAUGGUAGCUCAAAAACUUAUUCAGUUCUUACUAGUGCAACAUCUGGUCUGCCAGAUCUGAAUUCUUCUGCUCCAGCAUCUCUAGUAUUUCAGCAGCCUUUCACCGAUCUGCAGCAAGUGCAAUUACGUGCUCAGAUCUUUGUUUAUGGAGCUUUGAUUCAAGGAACAGCACCUGAUGAAGCUUAUAUGGUGUCGGCAUAUGGAGGACCUGAUGGUGGAAGGAGUAUCUGGGAGAAUGCGUGGCGUAAGUGCAUAGAGAGGCUACACAGUCAAAAAUCUACCCCUAUUAAUCCAGAAACCCUUUUGCAGUCAUCCUCUGACCUGAGAUUUACAGGUGGUAGGGUUCCUGAUCAAGCUGGUAAACAAAGUGCAUUCCAGGGUAAAGUUAUCUCCUCACCUGCUGGUCGAGCCAGCACAAAGGGUAUUCCACCUACUGCGAGUCCCAUGAUACCAAUUUCAUCACCGCUUUGGAGCAUUCCUACCCCUGCUUGUGAGGCCCCUCAAUAUAGUGUUCUGCCGAGAGGUUCGGUAAUGGAUUAUCAGCAGGCCCAUACUCCAUUGCAUCCUUUCCAAACAUCACCCAUAAGGAACAUUGUUGGACAAAAUUCCUCGUGGAUGUCUCAGUCCCCGUUUCGGGGUCCCUGGGUUCCUUCUCCACAGUCAUCUGCAGCUGAAACCAGUAUUCGUUUCUCAGCAUUUCCUAGUACAGAGUCAGUGCUGCUGACUCCUGUAAAAGAAACAACUUCAUCACAAGUAUCCAGUAUAAAGCAUGCCUCCUCGGUUGUUACUGGUCAAACUGGGGCUACAACCAGUGUUUUUGCAGGGGUUUCUCCACUGCUUGACUCAAAGAAAGUGGGAGUAGCAUCACCUGGCGAGCCUUCAUCUCAACCUAAGUCUAGAAAAAGAAAAAAGAUCUCAGAUUCUAAGGAACUUGGUCCGAUUAGUUUGCAGCCUCAAUCUGAACCUGAGUCAGCUAUAACCCUGGCUGUUACUAGUAGUGUAUCUACAUCUGUUGUAGUCACUGCCCCAAGUACCUUUGUGUCUAAGGCCAUGCCAGAAAAAUUGGCUAUGUCGGUAUCCUCCGAUCACCUCAAGAAAGCAGAUCUUGGUUUGGAGCAGAGGGCAACUUUAUCAAAAGAGACUCUUAGUAAAGCUAAGGAGGCUAGGCAACAAGCAGAGGAAGCUUCUGCUCAUGCUGCUGCAGCUGUUGGUCACAGUCAAGAAAUAUGGAGUCAGUUGGAUAAGCAGAAACAUUCCGGAUUGACAUCAGAUGCCGAAGCCAAAUUAGCUUCUGCUGCUGUUGCUGUAGCUGCCGCCGCUGCUGUUGCAAAAGCAGCAGCUGCAGCUGCCAAUGUUGCGGCAAAUGCUGCAUUGCAAGCAGUACUGAUGGCUGAGGAAGCCUAUGGGAAUCAAAGUGAAAGUAUGGUAGAUUUGAGUACUGAUGGAGUGAAUGCAUUGGGAUUGGCUGCUCCAGGAUCUGUUUUUAGUGCUGAGGAUGGAACAAACAGUUCAAGUUCAAUCCUUUUUGCUGCUAGAGAGGCUGCUAGAAGGAGGGUUGAAGCUGCAUCUGCAGCCUCAAAGCGAGCUGAAAAUAUGGACGCCAUAGUAAAAGCUGCUGAGCUAGCCGCAGAAGCUGUAUCACAAGCUGGAACAGUUGUUGCUAUGGGUGAUCCUGUGCCUUUGAGCGACUUGGUAAAAGCUGGUCCUGAGGGUUAUUGGAAAGCACCCCAAGUAUCUUCAGAGACUGUUAAGAAAUCAAAUGACGGAAUGAGGGAACAAUCAAAUUUUUCCACUGUUGGAGAAGAUUCAGAUAAGGAAGAAACACUGAUCACUGCCACUAAGAAAUCGCCUACAGUCGGUGAAAGGGUUACUGAGAUUAUAAAGUCUGCUUUGCCCACUGCUGGGAAUGAUCUUGGAAAAACUGCAGAAGCGUCCAAAGAUAGCUGCAUCGUUGAGGGUUCUCAAGUAGAGGUUUUCAAAGAAGGGGGUGGAUUUGCAGUGGGCUGGUUCACAGCUACUGUAUUGAGUUUGCAGGACGGCAAAGCAUGUGUAUGUUACACUGAGCUUCAGUCAGACGAAGGCUCAGGGAAACUACAGGAAUGGGUGGCACUUGACAGCAAAGACGAUAAGCCACCAAAAAUACGUGUUGCUCGCCUUCUUACCCCCUCCCUUGAAGGAACAAGGAAAAGGCGGAGAGAAGCAAUGGCAGAUUACGCUUGGUCUGUUGGAGACAAAGUUGAUGCCUGGAUACAAAACAGCUGGUGGGAAGGUGUUGUGACUGAAAAAAACAAGAAAGAUGAAACUAUACUAAAAGUCCACUUUCCAGCUCAAGGGGAAACAUCACAUGUUAAAGCUUGGCAUCUUCGGCCUUCUCUGAUUUGGAAGGAUGGGGAAUGGGUUGAAUGGUCCAGUGUGCGGAAUGACGGCUCUUCCAUGGAGGAUGGCUUGCCGCAGGAAAAGCGAAUCAAAUUGGGCAGUUCUACAGUGGAAGGAAAAGGGAAGGAUAAGACUUUAAAAAGCAAUGUUCUUGAUGCAGGAAAACCUGAAGAGCCAAGUUUGCUGAAUUUGUCUGCAAAUGAAAAGGUAUUUAAUAUAGGUAAAAAUACCAGGAUUGAGAAUAAGCUUGAUGGAGCCAGAACAAAUCGGACAGGGUUGCAGAAGGAAGGAUCAGUAAAAUUUGGUAUUCCGAAGCCCAAAAGAAAAUUUAUGGAAGUUAGCAAGCAUUAUGUGGCCAAUCAGACUAGUAAGGUUAACGAGUCUAAUGAUUCUGUGAAAUUUGCGAAAUAUUUGAUGCCACAAUCAUCAGGUUUCCGUGCAUUGAAAAAUACAUCUAAAUUUGAUACAAAGGACAAAGAGGGGGCCGAUAACAAGCUAAGGGGUUUUAGAUCUGAAAAGCAGCGGAGUAUGUCGGAUAAAACAGUUCCUCAGAAGGACAACUUUUCAAUAGAUUUAGUUUCUGCUGCGGAUGGCUCCAGUAAGAUGGACCAUACAAGAAAGGUCAAAGACUCUGUAAGACAAGCUGAGGGUUUAUCUGGCAAGCGCAACAUAUUUGAGACGGGAUCAGGUUAUAGCUCAGAUGGAAGAGCACAGGGCGCAGCCAUGUUCUCUUCACGAACUCCGUCGUCAGAUUUACCUCCAUCCAAGAAGGUAGCCACUACAACUGCUAAAUCCGAACGGGGAAAUAAAGGAAAUUUUGCACCAGUUGUUGGAAAGUUGGGUAAAAUUGAGGAGGGCAAAGGUACAAGUAGUAAUCCUGUAAGGUCAACUGCAGAAGUAGUCGAGCCUCGUAGAUCAAAUCGCAGAAUUCAGCCAACAUCAAGACUAUUGGAAGGACUGCAAAGUUCGUUGAGCAUUUCAAAGAUUCCUUCCGUUUCACAUGAGAAGCCCAGAAGUCAGAAUAGAAAUGGUUCUAGAGGGAGUAACCAUGAUUGAGAGGAGCUCUUGCAAUGACAGGUUCCGGUCAGAGGAACGUCGGUUUUUGAUGGCAAGGGAAACAUACCCAGCAUAUUGUGCAUAUUGAUCAUAGGAUGGAAACUCUUGCUUCCUUGGUUUGAUGGUCGGUCAGUAAAGAACUAGUUGAGAGUAGAUGUUCAUAGUGAUUUUAGCCUUUGUUUCACAGUUAAUGGUCUUCCUAGGUCUCGCUCAGAUAGGUUGUAUAUGGAAAUUGCCCAUGUAGUUUGGCCUGUUGUAAUGCAAGUCUUUCAGAUGAUCAUUAAAUUAUUAAUCAGCAACUUGAUGGGAAUCAUCUGGUUUCAAUGAUUGUUGUUAAAUGUCCCAAUCUUCAUAAA